Molecule: messenger RNA, 598 nt
Organism: Paecilomyces variotii
Lineage: Eukaryota; Fungi; Ascomycota; Eurotiomycetes; Eurotiales; Thermoascaceae
Product: complex 1 protein-domain-containing protein
Exons: 5
Coding region: 128-436 (102 amino acids)
Cellular component (GO): mitochondrion
Source: RefSeq, a predicted model, not a curated record
UAUCUACUCAAGCAUACAUACAACUGCAUGAAAACGACAGUAUAGCAAUACCAUCAGUAGAGACAGUGACGAUUCCUCUUUCUCUUGUAGCCACAUAUUUCAUCACAUAUAUACAAAUCAAUCUCAAAUGCGUUCUUCUCUCCGUCUCCUUGCUGCUAUCUCGCGCAGCCAACCAUCGAAAUCAAAGAAGCCCGCUCUUGGUCUCGAGCAUUUCCUACAAAGACAACGUGUUCUUGCUUUAUGGAGGGAAAUCGUCAGAGCUCUGAAUCAGGUUCCCAAGUCGCCAACACGCGAUGAACUGCGCGCCUACGCACGACAAGAAUUCGAACGAAACAGAAAUGUUGAAGAUUUGUCACAUAUUCGAUAUUUGGUUUCUACGGGGAAAGCGGAGUUCGAUACCAUGAAGAGAUAUAUUGAUGAGCAGGCUGCGCGGUAGGGAUUGUCUUCUUGAUGAAAGGGGUUGGGGAUCUUUCCUCGGCGGUUGGUUUCUGAUUUUGAUUGCUGGUUGAUGUUCUUCACCCAGGGCUUUUUGGUGCAUGAUGAUUUAUAAGAGACCGGACGACCAAAAAAAAAGGUCCAACAUGAAAAUAUGGGGGGA